Messenger RNA from Tripterygium wilfordii, 2204 nucleotides. Its product is annotated as transcription termination factor MTERF2, chloroplastic. Gene Ontology annotation, molecular function: double-stranded DNA binding. Gene Ontology annotation, biological process: regulation of DNA-templated transcription. Bases 42 to 2021 code for a protein of 659 amino acids. The record is from RefSeq and is a predicted model, not a curated record. NCBI's taxonomy places the organism in Eukaryota, Viridiplantae, Streptophyta, Magnoliopsida, Celastrales, Celastraceae. The transcript is spliced from 6 exons.
UUAUCUUCUGAAAUGAGAGUAAUGUUCCCCUCAAGACCACUAUGCUGCCCUGUCCACAGCAUCACCGAGUUCUGAACCCCUCCCUCCACCUCCACCGGAAAACCAAUUCAAUCAUCACCGUCCACCUCUCGACCACCGCGAACUCGGAGCCCAAUGACCGCAGACACAACUCUAAAUCCACAUCCUUACUCCUCCGUCACCUCUCCGGACAGCCACCGCCAAACCUGGAACAGCUCAACCAGACUGUCUCGCCAGAAGAGAAAGUCAAGUUACUGGAAUUGGCCCUCGUCACUAAAAGAACACCGCAAUUCCCUGGCUCCAUCUACGCUCAAUCCCCUAGCGACGCUGACGUAACGUCCUCCUUGCCUCCGCUGAAAACGCUAUUUCGAGACAAAGGUGAGGAUGGAAAUUUUGAGGAUGAAGAAGAGGAGGAAAUGAUAAUGAAAGCGCUCAAGAUACGUAGGAAAGUCACAGCAGAGGUUUUCAAGGACGCUUUGAGGAGGAACGGCAAGUUCGGCAUCACAUACGCCUCCAAUGUUGUGGAUGGUUUGCCUGAUUUCAUCGAUUUUGUUAUGAUCAGGGCCGCCGCUUUGAAGAAAUUGCCGGAGUUUUCAAAUUCUACAUUUAAUUCUCGAGCUAGGACUGUCAUUGAAGACCUGAAAGUUGUGCCACUCACAAGGUGGUUGAAACAUCUUGGGCUGACAUAUCCCAAGAUUGCAGAGCUUAUUUGCAUGUCAGGAGGGAAUCUUGGGUCCAUUCCACGUCUUGUUGAGUGGUUGAGAUCAAUUCAUGUUAAGGGUGGGUUCGUUGCUGUUGCACUCUUGAAAUCUAGAGGGAAUCUUCUUGAACGCAGCAUUGAAGAGUUGGAUGAAAUAGUUGAGUACUUGGAGUGCAAUGGAAUUCGGAGGGAUUGGAUGGGUGUUGUCAUGGGUCGCUGUCCUCAACUGUUGACUUAUAGCAUGGAUGAACUAAAAACUCGUGUAGGGUUUUACCUGGAAAUGGGAAUGAAUGAGAAGGAUUUUGGCACAAUGGUAUAUGAUUAUCCGAGGGUACUCGGUCACUUUACCCUGGAAGAAAUGAGCCAGCAGGUUAAUUAUCUGAAGGAGUUCGGCUUGAAUAACGAAGAAGUUAGCAAGCUGCUAGCCUUUAGGCCACAAUUGAUGGGCUGUAGCAUUGAGGAAAGAUGGAAGCCUCUUGUUAAGUAUUUGUAUUACCUUGGAAUUUCCCGAGAUGGUAUGAGGAGAAUGCUCAUCAUGAAACCAAUGAUCUUCUGUGUUGAUUUGGAGAAAACCAUUGCACCAAAGGUACAAUUUUUCAAGGACAUAGGCAUUCGGGAUGAUGCCAUUGCUAACAUGCUGGUGAAGUUUCCUCCUUUAUUAACGUACAGCUUCUACAAGAAAAUCCGGCCAGUGGUCAUAUUCUUGAUGACAAAAGCUGGAGUCGGUGAAAGGGAUAUCGCAAAGGUUGUAGCAUUGGGACCAGAACUCCUUGGCUGCAGCAUAGUGCAUAAGCUUGAGGUUAAUGUGAAAUAUUUUCUCUCACUUGGCAUACGUCUUCGACAGUUGGGUGAGAUGAUUGCGGAUUUCCCCAUGCUACUUCGAUAUAGCUUAAAUGUCCUUUGUCCAAAGUAUCGUUAUUUGCGGCGAACUAUGGUUCGACCUCUGCAGGAUCUGAUCGAAUUUCCCAGGUUUUUCAGCUAUUCCCUUGAUGAACGAAUAAUCCCAAGGCACAAAGUUCUGGUAGAGAAUAGGAUAAACUUUAAGCUGCGGUACAUGCUGGCAAGCUCUGAUGAGGAGUUCCAUAACAAGGUCAAGGAUGCAGUAGAGCGGCGUGAAAGGUUUGAAUCUCAAGCCAUGACUAAUACCCUAACAGAUGACGGCUUAUCAGAAAACAGCUCACUCGUAGAUUUUUCGGAAAAUGAGGUUAGUUUUUCUGUUUCUCAAGUGACUGAUCGCACACAAGGGUGGGCGAAGUUGAAUACUUCAGAAAACGAGGAUUCUGAAAGCGAGUAUACUGAAUAAGUUCAGUUCCUCAAUCCUUCUUGAUCAACCCUCAUCAAAAAAUGUAUGUAUACUUUGACUGCCUGUGUAGUGUUGUACAGCUACUCGAUUCUAUAAUAAAAUGUAAUGAAUUAUUAUAGUCGACUUGGUGACUUUCUCUGAGGGCAAACUGUAUAAACUUAGGAGUUCCUGACACUCUUGUGA